Messenger RNA from Salvelinus sp. IW2-2015, 3436 nucleotides. The record is from RefSeq and is a predicted model, not a curated record. NCBI's taxonomy places the organism in Eukaryota, Metazoa, Chordata, Actinopteri, Salmoniformes, Salmonidae.
CUGAUGGCUGGCUGUAAAUACCUUUGGUUGUCAGGAAGUGAACUAGUGUGUGUGCCAACUGGAAAAUUAAGGGACAUAACAUCUUCACAUCUAAAAUAACCGAACGAAAUAAUCGUGCCUUUGAGGAAAACUGGAACAUAUCAGCUUUGGACAUGGAGAAGAAGCRUGGAAGGAGUCAAGCAUGGGGGAAGUUAGUAAAAGUGGACACUCAAUCUGAAGUAUUGCUUGUCAACAGGGAAUGCACUGUCGGGCGAAGAAAAGGCUGUGAUCUUUCCUUUCCUGCUAACAAACUGGUCUCAGGGGAUCACUGUAAGAUAGUGCAAGAUAAGAGCUCAGGGUUGGUGUGGCUAGAGGACACAAGCACCAAUGGUACAGUGAUUAACAUGUCUAAGCUGGUGAAGAAGCAGAUUCAUAUGCUGCAGAAUGGAGACGUCAUCUACUUUGUAUACAGGAAAAACGAACCAGAGCAAAACAUUGCCUACAUGUAUCAGUCCAUAAAACCAGAGAGGACAUUCUCACAAGACACAAUUGGUGGUGCCACCAGAUGCUCAGUAAUGCAGCAGAAAGCCCAGACCUGCCCUGUUACAGCAGCAGUAUGUGUGUCUGUGGAGCCAUUCCUUGUUGGACUUUCACGGGAGCAGCAGGCCGUGGACGAACCCCAGCCCUCCACCUCCUCCCACCUCCUCCACACAGUCUCCUCCUCUACAGCCUGUUCCUCUGCAGCCUCCCUCCUGCACUCCUCUGCCUUAGACACACGACAGACUGAAGCCCAGAACCGAGUCACAAUGUUGUAUAAGGAGGAGGAGGGGGACAUGGAGCCAGAGAGAAAAAGGAGGAAAACUGACAGUGCUGACAAGGACUAUGAUUUUGGACUGCCACAUACUUCCAGUAUUGCGGUGGUCGGCCCCAGCCCAGCUAAGGUUUCUCUUAUCAGGGAUCUGUUGGGAAAAGCUGCUGUGGCUGUGACUGUGGAAGAAGCCAAGACUGACAAGAUGGAGGAGUCCCUCACCUGUAUCAUCUGUCAGGACCUACUUCAUGACUGUGUCAGCCUGCAGCCCUGUAUGCACACCUUCUGUGCUGCAUGUUACUCUGGCUGGAUGGAGCGCUCGUCUCUCUGCCCCACCUGCCGUUGCCCUGUAGAGAGGAUCCGCAAGAACCACAUCCUCAACAACCUGGUGGAGGCCUACUUUAUCCAACACCCAGAGAAGUGUCGCAGUGAGGAGGACCUGAAGAGCAUGGACAGCCGGAACAAGAUAACUCGGGACAUGCUGCAGCCAAAGAUUGAGCGUUCCUUCUCUGAUGAAGAGGGCAGCUCUGAUUAUCUCUUUGAGCUCUCCGACAACGACAGUGACACCUCCGAUAUCGGCCAGCCCGUUGUGAUGUGCAGACAGUGUCCAGGCUACAGGAAGGAGGUCAGCCAGGUACUGUGGGCCACAGGGCCAGACCCUCUAGGACCAGCCCCACCAGCUCUUCUAGGACCAGUCCUACCAGCCUUUCAAGGACCAGCCCCACCAGCUCUUCUAGGACCAGUCCUACCAGCCCCUCAAGGACCAGCCCCACCAGUUCUUCUAGGACCAGUCCUACCAGCCCCUCUAGGACCAGCCCCGCCAGCUCUUCUAGGACCAGCCCCGCCAGCUCUCCCUACAGCCCCUCUAGGACCAGCCCCACCAGCUCUUCUAGGACCAGUCCUACCAGCCCCUCUAGGACCAGCCCUACCAGCUCUUCUAGGACCAGUYCUACCAGCCCCUCUAGGACCAGCUCCACCAACUCCUGAGGACAGGCCAGGGAAACCCCCUGGGGCUGGGGAAUCAACAUUAUCAACAUGCUCUGAUGUCCCCACUACAGCUCCUCAGGAUUACACCUGUCCUCCUCUGGGCAGCCAUGUCAUCUGCACCUGCUGCCUGCAGCCCAUGCCAGACCGCCGCGCCGAGCUCAUUGGCCAGCAACUCUCCGCUCAGCAAUGUGUGGCGUGCCUGCGGCCCUUCUGUCACAUGUACUGGGGCUGCCAGAGGAUCGGCUGUCAGGGCUGCCUCGCACGUUUCAGUGAACUCAACCUUACAGACAAAUGCCUGGACGGUGUUCUGAACAGCAAUAACUAUGAAUCAGAGAUCCUCCAGAGUUACUUGUCAGCCAGAGGGAUGUCGUGGAGGGACAUGCUACAGGAGGGUCUUCAGGGCCUGCAACAGGGAACCUUCUAUCUGUCUGAUUAUCGCAUCAACAGUAACGCCAUACUCUGUUUCUGCUGUGGCCUGCGAGCCUUCGGGGAGCUGGCCUACAAAUACAGACAGAACAUCCCUGCCUCGGCGCUUCCUGCUGUUGUGACGUCUCGGCCAGACUGUUAUUGGGGACGCAACUGCCGUACUCAAGUCAAGGCACACCAUGCCACGAAAUUCAACCACAUAUGUGAGCAGACCCGUUUCAAGAGCUGAAGAGCCUCGUAGGUGACCUGCUAUGCAAGGCUCUCCUGCUAUGCAAGGCUCUCCUGCGAACACUGGCGCGUACACAGACUUCCAAGGAUCUCCUGUAUUACUCUCAUAUGUACAGUGAUCAUUUUACUCCCUUAUUAAGCAGCGCCUUGCCGUGAGGAAAGGUAUCUCUUAGGUAAUAUAACUUGUAGUUCUCUCACAGGCUUUGUAGGCUUAUGUAUUUGAUGAUAUGCUGAAAUUACAAUCACACUCUUUUUGCUAGGUCAUGAUUAGCCAGCCUAGUGUUAUAGGUAUAGUAGGGGUGAGUGGGAUAAUGCUAUGCACUCCACACAGUAAGAGCGGAUUCCCCUAUAUGAUGAUGACAGACUUAUAUCUUAUGUGGAAUAUGAUCAUCAUCGCCCUUCAUUCCAGUAUCAUGUCCUUUUGGGUGAGGGAUAUAUUUWAAAAAAUCUACUGAAGACCGUUGGCAAUCAAAAUGGACUUUGGCCAUACAUGUGCCACACAGGAUGCAAUGCCAUCUUUUGUGACAGUUUAAGGAUCAUAUUGAUAUUAGUAAGAUGUUGAUACUUUUCCUAUUUCUGUGUUUCUGAGUAAUUAACUGAGUAGUUAACUGUUUUCCUUUCUCUUAACUUGUGGUCUAGUACUUUAGAUAUCUUGGAGAAUUAUUUAUUUGAAUUAGAAUCUAGAGCUUCCUACUCAACUGCUUACUGUGGUGUUCUAAACAUCUAGUAGUAUUCAUAUGUUGGUUAUAGAAACUUCCCCCAAACAAACUAGGUUGAAGCACAGCUAUGUUAUCAAAAGACUUAUCCAUAUACAGACUUUGAGGUUUCUUGUGGUUCAUAUAUAUGGAUGACAGAUUCAGUGGCACCAUUUUGAAUUCAGACUGUUGCUGCUUCUGCAUAUUAAUAAGACUGCUAACUGAAAAGACAAGUGUAAUGGGAAAGGGAGUUGUACUUAGUUUUGGGAAAAGGGGGAUUUCUGCUAGUUUGAUGUGGAUUUCCCAACAAGGG